AUGGACCCUCUUUCUUACCCUCUCCCAACAUUUAAUGUUGAUUCUUCUAACUAUUCUGGCUACUACCCUAACACUGACUACUGGAACUGGGUCAACUAUUACUAUCAAAAUGGUUUCACCUAUGACCACCCGACGUCUUCUGGAUAUUCAUUCAUGACUGCACCGUCAACUUUUAUGAUGUCAACGCCAAGUACCUCCGUAGGAUCUGAUUCAACACUCCUCUCAAUGACACCUCCGAUGCCCACUUCUACUUUUGCAACACCAAGUACUUCAUCAGCUUCUUCUUCAACUGCCACUCCGUCCUCAAUGCUCUCAAUGACGCCUUCAUUUUAUUCUAUGUCAACUGGAACAUCGUCUACCACUCCCCAUCGUCCCCAGGGUUCUCACAAACAAUGUUCCCACUGCUUUGCAACGGAUACAUGUCAAUGGAGGAAUGUUCGAUCGGAGAAUGGAGUUUUGUGCAAUGCUUGUUUUAUAUACCAGAGAAAGUAUAAGAAGACUCGACCAGUUACCGCAAUGGAGAAAUACAAAAGUAAAAAAGCUCAUCGACAGAGUAAUUCUGACUAA
Caenorhabditis remanei is the source of this 567-nucleotide messenger RNA. RefSeq lists its product as uncharacterized. The record is from RefSeq and is a predicted model, not a curated record. The transcript has a single exon. Gene Ontology annotation, molecular function: zinc ion binding; sequence-specific DNA binding. Gene Ontology annotation, biological process: regulation of DNA-templated transcription. Lineage: Eukaryota; Metazoa; Nematoda; Chromadorea; Rhabditida; Rhabditidae. The coding region runs from base 1 to 567 and encodes 188 amino acids.